CUUAUUCUUACCUCCUUCACUCUGAUCAGGAGCCUACCAUUACUCCUCCUCUCUUCCUUUACUAGGGUCCUAUAGUUUCUGUUAGAUUUGUGCCUGAGGCUAUCAAAGAAGGAAGAAGAGGGUGAGAAUGGCAAUGGCAGAUAAUGAGAUGUCUGGUUUAACGCAAGAGGAGAAAGAGGUCUUGUAUAAAGUGAUGGAGAGAGCAAAAGUGAGUUUAGAGGAGUUUGAUAGAGCAACUGUAGGCAAAGUAGCAAAUAAGCCAUUAGAAGGACAGUUAUACAAGUGGACCAAUCCAAUCAAAGGAUGGCAACCAAGAUGGUUUUAUGUUGACCAUGAUCAAGGUGUCCUCCAUUACUGUACUUCGGAAGAGAAAAGGAAACUACCCCCAAGAGCUUCUCUUCACCUUUGGGGUGCUGUUGUAUCUCCUAGUGAUGAAGAUGCUCAGUCAUUCACAGUACAGGCGGCAAACAGUGACACAUAUAGACUGAGGGCAGCUGAUGCUAGGGACAGGCAGUCCUGGGUCUCGCGUUUAAGACAAGAAGUAGAGCAUGCAAAUGGACUAGCAGCUGGACCUAAAGAAAUGAUACAAUCUUCUGCUGCUUCUACUGGUAAUAGUUUAAACUCUUCUUCUAGUAAUCAGACUCCAUUACAAUCACCAGUUGCUGGAACUAAUGCAAUGUCACCUGCCACUGGUGGGACCCCAACUAGGAAAAAUACUAAAAAGACUCAACUUUCUGCUCCACUUCAUCUCUCUAUCACUAAACUAGGCAACAAGAGGAGGGGAGGCAAUAAGAAAGGAGGAGGAGUAGGAGGAGGGGCAUCAUUUCAGGAACAAGUCGAUGCAUUUCCUGGUGGAGAUGCCAUGCUUGAUUCUUUAACGAGACUCCAGUCAUUACAAGAAUCACUCCAGCAGCAACUAGAGAAGACUGAAGGAACCGGCCUUGUUCCACAUGACAAAAACCUUCUCCUAUUAAAGAGCACGUCAGUAGCAGCUGUACAGAGCGUUCAAGACUGUCUGGCAAUGAUGAACGUUAACCUUGGCCGUCACUCAGGAGGGACCUCCCCUGCUCACCACACCCUCUCUCAACCCAUCCUGCCCUCACCCACGGCAGUGAGCUCUUCAAAUAAAAAGAAAAGCUCUCGCUCCAAGCAUCGCCCAGUGAGCAUGAUGGACCCUAGAUCCAUGAGCAAUAGCAGCAGGCAGGAUGAUAUUGAUGAUAUGUGGGGAGACGAUGAAGAUGAGGGUUUAUCAAGAUCCCUCUCUGUCUCUGAGGUACAGAGUCAAAGGAGAAACCAGCAGCAGCAUGCUGGUAAGGUCCUCUCUAAGGAAGCACCAUGAUGGAAUAUAUAUAGUCCUUUCUUCUUAAUGUCGUUCCUUUGUAUUAUGCUUGUGUGUGUGUCUUACUCUAUUGAAUUUAUUGCUGAUUAAAUUAAUUAUUGUAAUACUAAUAUUAUAACGCUUAAUAAAUAAGAUAGAAAAAUCAUAAUGCAAGUCACUGGCACUGUCA
Molecule: messenger RNA, 1508 nt
Organism: Amphimedon queenslandica
Lineage: Eukaryota; Metazoa; Porifera; Demospongiae; Haplosclerida; Niphatidae
Product: oxysterol-binding protein-related protein 11-like
Exons: 9
Coding region: 128-1339 (403 amino acids)
Cellular component (GO): membrane; cytosol
Molecular function (GO): sterol binding
Source: RefSeq, a predicted model, not a curated record